AUGACUGCUUCAAAUUUCUUGACACUCCCACAUUUAUUGGCGCAGUAUUCCUCGAGUGCUUCCCUAAAUAAAGUGUUCUACACUACUAGCACGAAGAAUAGUCAUUCAUCCUUCGAAGGGCUAGAAUCUGCAGUGACAGAUGCUACUCACCUGUUGAAUAAUCAGGAUCCAUUGAAUAGCAUUAAGGAUCAACUUUCCAGUGACACUUUAACUACAAUCUUUACAGACGAAAUCACCUUGGUUAAAUCCAUUCACCAUUUAUAUUCUCUUCCUAAUGAACUUCCAUUGGUGAUUGUAGUGGAUUUGAAUUUGCAAGAUUAUUCCGUGAUUCCUGCAUUGAAAGAUCUUUCUUUCCCCAUUUUAAUAUCUUCUGAUUUGCAAACUGCGGUUUCAAAUACAGCCUCUUCUUACAGGAUUGCUACAAGUACUCUUACUCCGGUUUUCCAUUUCAUUAACUUGGAAAAAAUUGGUACCAGUACUGCUAUCGAACAAGACAUCGACGUUCCAACCUUGGAGGUUGCUAACGAAAGAACUGAAGAAGCGUCGUUAGAUGAUACUGUUCUAUUGACAAAUUUCGAAUUAGUGAAAGGCAAAGAUUCACCUAACACUGUUAUCGUUAACUUGUCACCAUAUGACGCAGAAUUUAGCAACGUAUUGCCUUCAAAUGCAGCUUUGAUCAAAAUUAAAGCAUACAGACCAUGGAAUUUUUCCAAGUUCUUGGAAAUAUUGCCAUCUACUGUUACCAAAAUCGCUAUUUUACAGGGUGUCUCUAAAAAAUCACAAUCAAACGAAUUUCAACCAUUCCUUCUAGACUUCUUCAGUAAUUUUAAUGAAUUGGUGUCCAAGAAUAUAGACCAGGUAGUACUAAGUAGUGUUGGUAUUGUAGAUGAUUAUCAAAAUGUUAUUAACACAGCAGUAUCCAACAUUAACAAGAAGGAACCUGAUACUAACCUAUUUUUGGGCAAACCCAAUGAAAAGACUGACGAACAAGCUGAAAUUACUGAGCUAAUUUCUUCUGUUAACAAAGUUUUGAACCUAGAGGAUGCCUACAUCAAAGUGCUAAAGCAAUUAUUCUCUUCAAAUUUGCAGAUCUUGAAUCAAUUUUCUAGUGAAACAAUUGAGCCAAAAAAUCCGGAAUUUGGUUUUGGACGCUUUUUGAAACAAGAAAGUCAACGUGAGGAACUGAUCGAACUAGCAAAGUCUUCUCUUGAUCCAAGCCUGUACCUUUCUGAAGACGCAAACAAAAUCGUUCAGUUAUUAUCUAAAUGGUUGUCAUUUCAUGGGGUUGAUCUUGAUGAAGCUCAAUUGCAAGAAGCCAAUUCCACAGGUUUGGAAAUAUUUGAAUUAUUAGAGUCCAACCAAAAUUCCAGUACUGCCUUAAAAUUCUUAAAGAUUGCUCCGACAAGCGAUUCUUUUAUCUUCAAAUCGAGCUGGCUGAUCGGUUCAGAUGCCUGGUCUUAUGAUUUAGGUCAUUCAGGUAUCCAACAGGUUUUAUCCUCUCGUAAAAACAUUAAUGUGCUGUUGAUCGAUUCAGAACCGUAUGACCAUAGAAAGCAAAACCAAGAUAGAAAGAAAGAUGUUGGUUUAUAUGCCAUGAAUUAUUACAACGCAUAUGUUGCAUCCGUCGCCGUCUAUGCUUCAUACACCCAAUUAUUGACAGCAAUUAUAGAGGCCUCCAAAUAUAAUGGACCUUCUAUUGUCUUGGCCUAUUUGCCAUACAAUUCAGAAACUGAUACUCCACUAGAAGUUUUGAAAGAGACCAAAAUCGCUGUUGAAUCUGGUUACUGGCCAUUGUAUAGGUUUAACCCAGUUUAUGAUGAUCCUUCUACGGAUAGGGAGGCAUUUAGUUUGGAUUCUUCAGUUAUUAGAAAGCAAUUACAAGAUUUCUUAGAUCGUGAAAAUAAGCUAACUCUAUUAACCAGAAAGGAUCCCUCUUUAUCAAAUAAUCUGAAGCAAUCCGCUGGUGAUGCAUUAACAAGAAAACAGGAAAAGAGAAGUAAGGCUGCAUUUGAUCAGCUUUUAGAGGGUUUAUCAGGACCGCCAUUACACAUCUAUUACGCUUCAGAUGGUGGCAAUGCUGCAAACUUAGCAAAGAGACUGGGCGCAAGAGCCUCCGCAAGAGGUUUGAAAGCUACCGUGCUAUCCAUGGAUGAUAUCAUUUUAGAAGAGCUACCUGGCGAGGAGAACGUGGUUUUCGUCACUUCCACUGCCGGACAAGGUGAAUUUCCACAGGACGGUAAAUCUUUCUGGGAAGCUCUUAAGAAUGACGCCGCCUUAGAUUUAGCUACUUUGAACGUUGCUGUUUUCGGUUUGGGUGAUUCUGAGUAUUGGCCACGUAAAGAAGACAAACACUAUUUUAACAAACCUUCGCAAGAUUUGUAUAAGCGCUUAGAACUACUUAGUGCCAAGGCCUUGGUUCCUUUAGGUUUGGGUGAUGAUCAGGAUGCCGAUGGUUUCCAAACUGUUUAUUCUGAAUGGGAACCUAAGCUAUGGGAAGCUCUUGGCGUUUCUGGUGCUGCUGUCGAAGCUGAGCCAGAACCGGUUACCAACGAAGAUAUCAAGAGAGAUUCUAAUUUCUUGAGGGGCACCAUCAGUGAGAAUUUAAAAGAUACAUCAUCAGGCGGUGUUACACAUGCUAAUGAACAAUUAAUGAAAUUCCACGGUAUUUAUACCCAAGACGAUCGUGAUAUACGAGAGAUACGUAAAUCGCAGGGUUUAGAACCAUACUACAUGUUCAUGGCAAGAGCCCGUCUGCCUGGUGGUAAGACCACCCCACAACAGUGGCUUGCUCUAGAUCAUUUAUCUGAUACUUCUGGUAAUGGUACUUUGAAAUUGACCACAAGAGCAACCUUCCAAAUUCAUGGUGUUUUAAAGAAGAACUUGAAACAUACUUUGAGAGGGAUGAAUGCAGUUCUUAUGGACACUUUAGCCGCUGCAGGUGAUGUGAACAGAAAUGUUAUGGUCUCGGCCUUACCAACCAACGCCAAGGUUCACAAACAAAUUGCCGACAUGGGAAGAAUAAUUUCUGAACAUUUCUUACCAAAGACCACUGCAUAUCAUGAAGUUUGGUUAGAAGGCCCAGAAGAGCAAGACGAUAACCCAUCAUGGCCAUCUAUCUUUGAAAAUAGAAAGGAUGGUCCAAGGAAGAAGAAGACCUUAGUCAGCGGUAAUGCUUUAGUUGACAUUGAACCAAUCUACGGUCCAACUUACUUGCCAAGGAAGUUCAAGUUUAAUAUUGCAGUUCCUCCAUAUAACGAUGUUGAUGUCUUGUCUAUUGAUGUAGGUUUGGUUGCGAUAGUUGACCCAGAAACUCAAAUUGUAGAGGGUUAUAAUGUUUUCGUUGGCGGUGGUAUGGGUACCACACAUAACAAUAAGAAGACCUAUCCAAGGUUAGCAUCGUGUUUAGGUUUUGUCAAAACUGAAGAAAUCAUUCCACCAUUGGAAGGUGUUGUUAUUGUACAAAGAGAUCAUGGUGAUCGUAAAGACCGUAAACAUGCUCGUUUAAAGUACACUGUAGACGAUAUGGGUGUGGAAGGUUUCAAGCAAAAAGUGGAAGAAUACUGGGGUAAGAAAUUUGAACCUGAAAGACCGUUCGAGUUUAAAUCCAAUAUCGACUACUUUGGAUGGAUUAAAGAUGAAACUGGAUUGAAUCACUUCACAGCAUUUAUCGAGAAUGGUAGAGUUGAAGAUACACCAGAUUUACCCCAGAAGACAGGUAUUAAAAAAGUUGCUGAAUAUAUGCUUAAGACUAAUUCCGGUCAUUUCAGAUUGACUGGUAACCAACAUUUGGUUGUCUCUAAUAUUACGGAUGAACAUAUCGGUGAAAUCAAAUCUAUUUUGAAGGCUUACAAGUUGGAUAACACUGACUUUAGUGGCUUAAGAUUAUCUUCGUCUUCAUGUGUUGGUUUGCCAACAUGUGGUUUAGCAUUUGCUGAAUCUGAACGUUUCCUACCUGGUAUCAUUACUCAAUUGGAAGACUGUUUAGAAGAAUAUGGUCUACGCCACGAUUCUAUUAUUAUGAGAAUGACUGGUUGCCCCAACGGUUGUGCUCGUCCAUGGCUAGGUGAAUUGGCUCUUAUUGGUAAGGCUCCACACACUUACAACUUAAUGCUUGGUGGUGGUUACCUUGGCCAAAGACUGAACAAGUUAUAUAAGGCCAAUUUAAAGGAUGAAGAAAUUGUUGAUUUCAUCAAACCACUAUUUAAAAGGUACGCUUUGGAAAGAAAUGAAGAUGAACACUUUGGUGACUUCUGCAUAAGAGCAGGCAUCAUCAAACCAACUACGGAAGGUAAGUACUUCCAUGAAGAUGUCUCUGAAGAUGCCUUUUAA
This is a messenger RNA of Saccharomyces kudriavzevii IFO 1802, 4329 nucleotides long. RefSeq names its product sulfite reductase (NADPH) subunit beta (gene MET5). Gene Ontology annotation, molecular function: FMN binding; iron-sulfur cluster binding; sulfite reductase (ferredoxin) activity. Gene Ontology annotation, biological process: sulfate assimilation. Bases 1 to 4329 code for a protein of 1442 amino acids. Gene Ontology annotation, cellular component: sulfite reductase complex (NADPH). The transcript has a single exon. The record is from RefSeq and is a predicted model, not a curated record. Lineage: Eukaryota; Fungi; Ascomycota; Saccharomycetes; Saccharomycetales; Saccharomycetaceae.